AUGAUCGGCGGGUCAGUAGCUCCAGUGCUGGUGCUGCGCCCCAGCUUCAGCAUGGGCGUUGCUCUCAUGACCAGUAUUGCGUGCCUCAUGGAACAGUCAUCCAUGUGCUGUUGUUUGUGCUUCAGCAUGGAAGUCGUCAUCCGUUUACAGGGACUGAGAUUCACGGCGGGUUCUGAGGAUAUAAGGAAAUUCUUCACUGGCCUCAAAAUUCCAGAUGGAGGGGUACAUAUAAUCGGUGGGGCACUACAGGAGGCUUUCAUUAUCUUUUCUUCAGAUGAGGCUGCAAGAAGGGCUAUGUCCCGGUCCGGGGGUUCCAUUAAAGGCGUGCCCGUGAAAUUGCUAUUAAGCAGUAGAGCAGAGAUGCAGAAUGUUCUUGAGAGAACAACCCGAGAACGACCCGAGGACAAUAUGAGGUACUCUCGAAGAUCUCAGGAGCCUGAAGUAGGAAGCAGUUAUACCCCUCCUGUCCAGUAUCAGAGUGCUGCCGAUGAAGAAAACUUCUUCGGUCUGUUUCUGUCUGGGCUGCCCUAUUCUGUGACUGAGGACGAAAUCCGUGAUUUUUUCAGUGGGUUACUCGUUUAUGAAAUUGUCCUUCUGAAAAAUCACAACGGACAAAACAAUGGAAAGGGUUUGGUGAGUCUUUCAUCAAGAGAGGAUGCUUUGGAAGGCUUAAAAAGGCAUAAGCAGUACAUUGGAUCAAGGUAUAUUGAAGUUUUCACCACAACAUGUAAAGAUUGGCUACGGACUGCAGGCAGAAUGCCACUUAUGGUCAACGGUGGUGGCCAUAAGAGGGGGAGAUCACCUGUUCGCAACCAGAGAAAUCCACAGUAUCGCGUGAGGUCUCCAUCACCUGGGACCCAGAGAGACCUUCCUUCUUCUGAUGAAGAGUACUGUGUGUUGUUGGACAAUCUUUCCUUUUCAGUGGAAAAAGAGGAUAUAAAACAGCUUUUCCAUAAUGCCCGGCUGGAGAAUGACCAGAUCCUGCAUUUGACUGAUGGUAACGGGAAAAGAACCAGAUCGGCAUUUGUGCUGUUCAGGAGUCUGCGCGACUAUUGUGAGGCCUUGAGUCACGAAAAAAGACAGUUUUUUAACCGAUGUGUUUAUACCCGUCCAAUCUCGAGAGAGAAUAUGAUCAACCUUUUGGAAUCUCAGAGUUUGGCCAUCAAACAUCCUGGAAAUCCUGAGAGAUAUAAUGAGAGAUCUACCUUAUAUCCCAGGGAUCGGUAUGACUCGGAGAAAGCCUGUGUGUUUGUAAAGAACUUGCCAUUUGAUGUUCGAAAAGUUGAGAUAAUUGACUUCUUUCAUGGGUUUAAUGUCACCGAGGACAAGGUGUGGGUACUGCAUGACCAUGGAGGUGCUGGGGUUGGACAGGCUUUGGUUCUCUUUGGGUCUGAGCCGGAGGCUAUGGAGGCACUCUCUCUCAAUGGACAGCGGUUUCUUGGGUCAGAAGUUAUAAUGAAAUGCAUUUCACGAUCUCAGAUGAAGAAGUUGGCUCUUGAACCACCCUUGACGCCAGAGCCAGAGCCAUCACCAAGAGAGGAGCAGUACUCCAGCCGGCGUAGCAGAAGCAGCGAGGCAUCCUGCCACACUGGGGAAAACUUCUAUUCUGAUUCAAGGAAUUCCAAGGACGGUAAUGCAUCAGGGCCUUUUGUGAAAGGACAUUUCCGCAGAGAUGGAGAUUUUAAACCUCGCGCCGGAAGGUCCCGUUCUCCACGAGACAGGGGCAACGGUGACUUUGGGAGCUUUGGCUCUUCAGCGCAGCGCUUUGAUGGUCCCACAUGUGUUCAGUUAGUCAACCUACCAUUUCAAAUCAGGAGUGAAGAAAUCUACGAUUUCUGCUACGGAUAUCGAAUCAUUCCCGGAUCUGUUUCACUUCAGUAUGACGAAGGCGGAAGGUCAAAAGGUUCUGCCACUUUGGUGUUCGAAUCUCGUCAGGAGGCAAUGACUGCAAUUCAGGAACUGAGUGGAAGACCGAUCGGUCCACGAAAAGUACAGCUCACACUCGUGUGA
This is a messenger RNA of Menidia menidia (Atlantic silverside), 2010 nucleotides long. The record is from the annotation of a GenBank genome assembly. NCBI's taxonomy places the organism in Eukaryota, Metazoa, Chordata, Actinopteri, Atheriniformes, Atherinopsidae.